AUGGCUGCGCCCUUGCCUAACACAGACCCGCCACACUGGUUCUGGCGGGGCGUACAGUCGGCCAUCUUCUACUACGUCAGCUGUGCACCUAUCCUCGAGUUCAAACACAAGCAACAGCGCCGCAAGGAGGCCAAAUCCGCACAGAAUGAGGUCGUUACACAGCAGCCUGGCAUCGUCCAACAGCCGCGCGCCUUUCAGACCAAUCCACAAUGGACGGAAGAAGUAUUACUUGGGCCCGGCCCGCCCAAGGGGUGGGAACCGCAUGCAAUGCUGCGCGACGCGAAGAAGAAGCUGAAGCGGUCCGCCAACGACGAAAAAGAUAAAGAUGUCGAGCGAGUCCGUCCCCCUCACGAACGCAAGAUAUCCAACGCUCUUGAGAAUGUUAAGGGCACCCUACGCAGUUCACUGCACCCUGAGGGCUGGAAUUGGAAGAGAUAUGAUCGUGAAGAUGAAUUCCUUGGAGCAUUCUCUAAUACCAUGACUCGUAUGUGGGAUAAAAUGGCCGCGAGCGUCGGCCACAACAGCGAUGAUCCAGCUGCUACAGGACUCGCAUUAAAGCGAGCCAAAACGGAUGAGACCGACCAGAUCGACUACAGCCGGGGCCAUGUACCCGCUGUCAACGACCUCCACCCUCCUGUUGUCUCGCGACUGCCAGUGAGACGCGAAGAAGUGGCCUGGAUGAUCCUACCUCCUCCGAGCGCUGCAGUUAUGGAAGGCAAAAAGCCGCCAAUGGAGGAAACGGGACCGAGACGCCCGCUUUGUGUGAUGGGUCGCCCUCCUAAGCAGGCCGAGUUACAACCCCCCGAAGCAGAGGACAACAGCUCGAUCGAUACAACCAGCAUAGAGGUCUGGGAUGCCGCAUCCGUCAACUCAGAUCGUUCUCUGGCGACCACGCCACCACCGUCAUCCCAACGACUAGAAGCGAAAACCCGAUCCCCCCCCAUGUUUGACACUCUUUCCGAUACCGAAAUGUUUAAGGUCAGGCCUACGCCUCGAUCACGACCAGCCAGUUGGACAUUCCAUUACGUUAUUCCUUCGCCGCCGGCACCAGUCCACACACAGUGA
This is a messenger RNA of Cyphellophora europaea CBS 101466, 1065 nucleotides long. RefSeq lists its product as uncharacterized. Bases 1 to 1065 code for a protein of 354 amino acids. NCBI's taxonomy places the organism in Eukaryota, Fungi, Ascomycota, Eurotiomycetes, Chaetothyriales, Cyphellophoraceae. The transcript has a single exon. The record is from RefSeq and is a predicted model, not a curated record.